Molecule: messenger RNA, 5201 nt
Organism: Dalotia coriaria
Lineage: Eukaryota; Metazoa; Arthropoda; Insecta; Coleoptera; Staphylinidae
Biological process (GO): proteasome-mediated ubiquitin-dependent protein catabolic process; protein linear polyubiquitination
Cellular component (GO): ubiquitin ligase complex
Molecular function (GO): ubiquitin-protein transferase activity; ubiquitin binding; metal ion binding
Source: RefSeq, a predicted model, not a curated record
AAGAACGCGCGGCGCGCACAAGUUCACCGCCGGCGCAAUUUAAAGGAAGCGAUCGCAAAAGGAACAAGAAAAUAGAAAGGAAAAGUAUUUACGUGGUCGCGCACGAAAACGGUGGAAAAUAUAUAACGCGCGGCGUGUGUGCGCGCACGCACGACCGGACGGGCACGAAUGGACGCGGACUAAAUUUAAACCAAAGGUGCUUUCGGCAGCUUGCGAGGAAGCUUUGUGCGUCGGACAAGUGCCACACUGUCGGCACGGUGUCCACGUUCAGGACACGCACAUCGUGUGCGUCCGGCAUGAAAAUCGCAAGGAUUUCCAUCAGAUUCGUGCGAAACUGUGAUAUUUUCGUUACCAGUGUUACUUAAGUUAAGUCAUGAAGGACCCACAUUGUAUUUUCGGCCCAAAUAUCGAAUGACAUCAUCAGCAGAUCCAAAACUUUAAGGAUUCAAUGAAAAUGGUUUCUCUCGCGUGGAAGCCUUGAUCGCCUGCAUCAGAUUUGGGCAUAAUAUGAAUGACCAUCGCGACCUCGUCGCCGGCGUCAUCACAUCAACGAGACAAAGUCCUGGCAACGCGCCAACUUCCAACGCAUCUGCAGCGCCAAGCAGUAAUCGACACAGCUCGACGCCUGCGACGCCUCCAACCGCAUCGUCUUCAUCAUACCCAGUCAACAAUAAUAACAAUAAACGCAAUAGUGGCAUCUUUUCCUUCUUAAAAUGGUUCCGUUCGACUUCGAAGGAAUCAGUGGCGUCGUCACGUGACUCACCGACGUCAAGUUUAGGAAGCAUCCCUUUCGGUGGCAGUAAUUCAAGUCUGAAUAGUACAGGAACAGCCGCGAGUUUUAAUUUUAUACCACCGGCCGCCUACACGCCGAAAACUAGCGAUAAGUGCAUUCACCCAGGACCUGAGACUGACACCUACAAAGCAAGGCUUAAGCAACGAGACAAAGUACGCGAGAAAGACAAGAAUAUCACGCUGAGGAAAAAAUACAAUCUGUUUUUCAACCGCGAUAAAGGCACCAAGCAAAAAGAGAAGAAACCGGAAGUCGAAGAGGAAAAUAGAACGAAUCACAAAGAAGAUAAUUGUAAGAGUUUACCACUGAUGACCAAGACGAAAAUGAGCGAUGAUGACAAAGGUCAUCGACGUACAAACAGCGACUCAUCAAAGGGAAGAAAAGCCGGUGCGUAUUUACACGUGAAAGGAAAGCGCAAAGCUCCACCACCGCCGCAGAACGAACAAAAAGAAAGCAGUUUAAGUCUGCGACGCAAGAAGCGUCUUGCGCCUCCACCACCAGCUGCGCCAACAGCUGAAAAGGUAAUAAACGCGUUGAAUACCGAAGACAACGUGACUAUGGCCGCGAAACAAAAUGGCGGCGCGCAUAGUUUUGAGUAUGCUGACGUGGACGUCAUUCAAAACGACUGUUUAAAGUUAGACCACGGUGUGUUAAAACCCACGAAAGACCAGCCGGUGCUAAAACCGCAAAAAAGUCCAUUGCUUGGGGUUGCAACGAGUUUAAAAAGCGAAAUUCCGGUGUCGCCGAAACCAUGGUACAAGCGUGCGACUAGCAGUCAAAGCAAAAAGCGGGAAAGUAAAUAUGAACCUGUCAUACCACCUUUCAUCGUCGAUAAUAAUAAUCAUAAGAAUUUUAAGUUGGAGAAAACUGAAAAGGAUGAUAAACGCAAGUCAAAUAUUAUGUUUUUAACUAAUAUCAGCGAAUUGGAUCGCGAGGCGAGUGAAAUAAUUAAAAAUCAAGCGAAUUCUAAGCAGAAACAACCAAAUGAACAACCAGACUAUGAACUACCGGAAAUGCCUGAGUUUAUGAAGCCGAAAGCACAGGAAGAUGUUUACGAUGUGCAGCAGCCGCCAUCAAAGCGGAAAUCUGCCAAAGAUUUGAUUGCCAAGUUCAAUGCCAUCACGAGCGUGACGAAGGUGACUGUAAAUUCGGCGUUUUUCAAUCCGUCAAGUGAUAAAAAUUACUUUGGUAAAAAGAAGGAAGUUAAAGAAGUGAAAAAUGUGUCUGGCGGUAAAGACGUCAAGAAAAAUGGAUUUGGUUUGUAUCAAGGAGCAGCAGCUGGACCAGGACCUUUGAUGAAAAGCGAAACUACAACUUGUAUUUUACCAGUUCCACAAGCAAAGCCCCAAACACCAAAAUUAGAAAAACUCGAACGUAAAAGUUGGAUGUGUCCCAAAUGCAAUUUGGAGAAUGAUUACUGGCGUAUUAUUUGUCACGUUUGUUCUACAAUUAAACCAUACUUUGAUAAUUUUGCUGCAUCUGACUCACCUACCAAUAGUGGUAACAGUAAACCAUUGGAUGAUUCAAAUGUAAAAUUAACCAAAAAUGUGAAUAAUUCUUCGUCAUCAAGCAGCAACAACAGUUUAAACGUUUUAAACGUGACUAAUGAUAAACCAGCGGUGACUACAACACCAGUAACUUCAGAGCUUCCUAUUUUGAUGAGGUCUAAGACCCAGAUCAGUUUUGGUGGUAACCGUGGUCAGAGGGCGCUUGGUACCACACCGUCCCCAGUUCAGAAUGAGACUACAGCUGAAACUAAGCGCGAGGAAAAAGAAAAACUAAAGAAAAUGUUGAUUGAGAUGAAGAAUUCGUUACCGAAACGCAAAUCUCAUGUGGUUCUGCAAAAUCGCAAGAGUACCAUUGAUGAGGGACCGGAAAUUCAACAGAACAAAGCGAAUUCUAAUAAGAUUUUAGCGGAAAACGAUGCAAAUCUUGACCUGAAAGAUGAAAAAAUGAUGGAAGUAGAUCAAAAGAUUGUACAGAAAGAAGAAGAAAUCAAAACGCAAAUCAAACCAUCAACAUCCAAUGAUCAGAAGAAAGAAAGUCCUUAUCAAUUAUUAAGACCGAAAGAUUUUGAAGAUAUUUACAGUGAAAAGAUUGCUACAAAUUCAACUACACAACAUUUGUACGCAAACUUACCAGAGAGUCAGAAUCCAACGCCCAAAGAACUGUUUUUUAAUGUUCCGAAAAAAUUAAACGAAUUAAAACAGAAUUUAGCAAGUGGUAGCGGUUUUCAGUCAACACCGAACGCUGCGGAUACUUUGGAGAUUAAUAAAUUGCUGAGACGACUGGAAAAUGCGAUUGCAAAAGGGGAUUUGAACGAUGCAGCUGGGUAUGCAAAGGAUUUAGCUCAUCUUAAAGUAAAUUGUUCUGUAAUACGACAGAAACAAAACUUCAAUGAGCUGCCAAACAAAGCAAAUCGUUUUAUUGUGGAAAUGUAUGUAGAAGAUCGUUUAUCGCAUCGUGGACCGUUUCCUAUUGAAGUAUUCAAUGAACAAACUGUUCUUGAGUUGAAACAACAAGUACAACGUGAGUUUGAGAUACCUAUUGAAGUGCAACGGUGGAUUUUGGGUAAAGAAUUAGCUGGUAAUGAUAAAACUACUCUAAAAGAACUCAAUGUCACGCAAGGAUGCCCGAUAUUUUUGUAUUUGGUUGCACCAACAGCAAAAAAUACAAAUGAAGAAUUAAAAACACCAAAAGUGGUUAAUAUUGAAGUUAAAGAGUUGAAUGUUGACGUUAAAACUAGCCAAACCAAAGAAAAAAGCGACAAUGUUGCUAAACCUUCGAAUUUACCAGUGCCAACAACAAAUCUCUCUAGUGGUAUUAGUAAAUUAUCUUCUGGACAAUCUGGGCAAUCUCCUUCAGGGUUUAUCAGGUCUGAAAAAUCAGCAUUUGCUGUUGUGCCAUCUGAAAAAGGUAAAGUUAAAAACGCUGCUGUUGGAACUUCUUCCGGAAGUAAUUCUCCUCGAAUUGUUGGGGAACACCUCAAGGUCCACGUGAUGAUCAAACCAAAAACCAACGCAGAGACACAAAUUGGUGAGAUUGCCAAGGCACCACCUGUUUCUAAAUUACCUUUAAUAACUAAAACAACCAAUUCUCAUCUACAAUCAUCAUCAUCGUCUUCGUCUUUAACAAGUACAACAAUUGCUUCUACUUCCUCUGAAAGUAAACCUAGCACAACUGGAUUAGCCACAGCUGUCAAAACAUCAGUUAUUGUUCAAACAGCUCCAACGGUUUUAGCUGCAACACAAAAAGAAAAUAAAACUCCACCCAAAGCUGAACAGGAAGACUUUUCCGAGUAUGAUAAAACAAUACGACCUCCACGUGUGAAUAAAGAAGCGAAACAAGCACAUUGGAUUUGUCACGUUUGUACUCUAGUGAAUAAUCCAACAGCAAACAUUUGCUCUGUGUGUGCAACAGUGCGUCAAAAGCAGGAAAACACAAAUAAACCAGAUAAUAAAUUGCAUUACUAUGAAUUGAUGAAUUUAGACAAUUCAGAUUUGGUUCCAAACUGUGAUGCAUUUGAGUGUCUUGUUUGUUUGACAGAAGUGAAGCCGAAGGAAGGUGUCACUCUCAGGGAAUGUCUUCAUCAGUUUUGUAAGAUGUGUUUAGCACACACAAUUGAAUUCAGUGAUGAAGCGGAAGUAAAGUGUCCUUACAGAGACCAAGACUAUUCAUGUGACAUUGCUUUGCAAGAUCGAGAAAUAAAGGCGUUGGUAAGUCGACAGGCGUAUGACCAGUUUCUGGCUAAAUCCGUUGCGCAAGCGGAGAAUAAAAUGGAUAAGACUUUUCACUGUAAAACACCCGAUUGCACAGGUUGGUGCGUUUUUGAAGACAAUGUCAAUGAGUUUCGAUGUCCAAUUUGUAAGAAAACAAAUUGCCUAACUUGUCAGGCUAUACACUGGGGUCUAAAUUGUCGUCAAUAUCAAGAACACAUGAAUAACCAGUCGGAAACGGAUGAAGACGCACGUCAAACACGAGAAUGGUUGAAUGAAAUGGUGGAGAAGGGUGAAGCGCUUGCGUGCCCCGCGUGUCAUGUUGUAAUGAUGAAGAAAUGGGGCUGUGACUGGGUGCGCUGCUCAAUGUGCAAGACGGAAAUCUGUUGGGUAACACGUGGAUUACGCUGGGGACCCGCCGGCAAAGGCGACACUUCAGGCGGGUGUAAAUGUGGAGUGAAUGGCGUCAAGUGUCAUGCCAAAUGCAACUACUGCCAUUAAAGUAACCAAAAAGACAUUGUGUGAACACGAACUUGUUAGUUUAAGAAUGUUGAAGUGCCAUUAUUUAAUUAUGUGUGCAACGAAACAAUGUGUGAUCUUUUCUAUAGUCAUAUGCGAAAUUAAUAUUAUAUGAAGCGCUUUCGGUUGUGUUUCAGGUGUUUUAAAUAUUUAUAAAAAAUAUAAAUACAACACAA